Brenthis ino (lesser marbled fritillary) is the source of this 480-nucleotide messenger RNA. Lineage: Eukaryota; Metazoa; Arthropoda; Insecta; Lepidoptera; Nymphalidae. The record is from the annotation of a GenBank genome assembly.
AUGGCUACGAUUUCGUCAGCUCCGGCUCCUGGGAUGCAUCAAAUCGAUCUUUCUAAGCUUAAUAUUCACCAGUUGGCCAAGUUGAAACAGCAAUUAGAUCAAGAAAUAAAUGUUUUUCAAGAUUCUUUACAAACAUUAAAAAUGGCUCAAGGUAAAUUUGUAGAAUCAGGGGAAAGUGUUGAAAAAAUUACACCAGAAACAAAGGGAAAGACUGUUCUUGUACCUCUCACUGGGUCUAUGUAUGUACCUGGUGUCAUAGCAGAUACAGAAAAUGUUAUUAUAGAUAUUGGAACUGGAUAUUAUGCCAAAAAAGAUAUAGAAGGUGCUAAAGAUUAUUUUAAACGAAAGGUGCAAUUUGUCACCGAACAAAUGGAAAAAAUUCAAAUGUUGGGCAUUGAAAAGUCUAAAGCCCGAGAUGCCAUUAUGAUGAUGAUGGAAAUGAAGGCGCAAGCUCAAGCACAAGCACAGAAGUCUACCUCA